AUGCCAACAGGCGGCACAAGCUCUCUAGGAGGGAGUUCCGCGGGGUCAAAUUUAGGAUCUCCAAGCGUUGCAAAGGUACAAAAUGUAAUGCAAAUCGAAGAUUUCGACCCGACUUGGAAACGGUGGCUUCAAUGUCUAGAAGGUUCGUUCAAAGUUUUUAAAAUAACGGCCAGGGAUGAAAAAGUGGCUUAUUUGCUGCACUACAUUGGAGUAGAAGCUUUUGGAAUAUUGUAUGAUCGUUUAGAUCCGGACGACCCGUAUACUAAAUCAUUCGAGGAUUUAUGCAAAAAAUUGGAAGAAUUCUAUGCGCCGGAACCUUUAGAAAUUGCGGAAAUAUUCACUUUUCGCAAACGUAUGCAAAAGGACGGAGAGUCGGCGCAGGAAUAUAUGGCAGCGUUGCAAAAACUUUCGUUGCACUGCAAAUUUGGCAAUUAUUUAAAAACGGAACUGAGAAAUCAAUUCGUUUUUGGAAUUAAAUUCCCGCGGAUUCAAGCCAGACUGUUGGAAACAGUCGAUUUGAUGGAUUUAGCCCUCAAAAUUGCCUGCUCCAUGGAAAAAGCGGAUCAAGGAAUUCAUCAGCUGAAAGAAGAUCAAGGGACAGGACCUUUAGUGGCAGUCGAUUUCAUUGGAGCUGGAGUCAAGAGUAAGAAGAAGUUGAGUGAAAAGGAACGUAAGAAAGCAGGGCAGCCUAUCUUGAAACUAGAAGCGAAGAAGACGUGGUCGUCGAAAGACUCUGGAAGCGUUAGGCAUAAUAGAAACAAUGUUAAAUUAGAUAAAAUUGUAUGUUACAGGUGCUGUAAAAAUCACUUGGCACCCUCUUGUUCUCUUCCUCGGAGUACAAAGUGCUUAGAAUGUAGCGGUCUGGGCCACUUGAGAAAAGUUUGUAAGAAGAAAGCACAAACUAAUAUGAGGAUAUCGCUGCAGUAG
Formica exsecta is the source of this 927-nucleotide messenger RNA. RefSeq lists its product as uncharacterized. The coding region runs from base 1 to 927 and encodes 308 amino acids. The transcript has a single exon. The record is from RefSeq and is a predicted model, not a curated record. Gene Ontology annotation, molecular function: zinc ion binding; nucleic acid binding. NCBI's taxonomy places the organism in Eukaryota, Metazoa, Arthropoda, Insecta, Hymenoptera, Formicidae.